Molecule: messenger RNA, 522 nt
Organism: Papaver somniferum (opium poppy)
Lineage: Eukaryota; Viridiplantae; Streptophyta; Magnoliopsida; Ranunculales; Papaveraceae
Exons: 1
Coding region: 1-522 (173 amino acids)
Source: RefSeq, a predicted model, not a curated record
AUGGCGCAUCUCUGCUUCUCACAUCUUUGUAUGGUUAAUGGUAUCUCUACGGACAAUUUCAAGCCAUCCAAAGGGAUUAAACAAGGUGAUUCUCCGUCACUGUCUCUGUUUUUAUUAAUGGUGGUGCUUUCUAAAUUGAUUGUGGAUGCUACAUCUAGGGGCCAACUGCAUGAUUUUCAAGUUGUGGAAAAUGAAAUUGAAAAUUUUCAUCUGCAAUUUGUGGAUGAUAUUCUGAUUUUUGUGGAUGCAAAUGUAGAGGAUGUUAAGAAACUGCUUUUAAUUCUUAUGACUUUUGAGCUGUUAACUGGGAUGAAACUGAAUUUGGAGAAAAACUCAAUGAUAAGCGUGGGAGCAGAUGAUGUUGUUAGAGGGAUGGCUAUGGAGUUGGGCUGCAAGGUGGAAAAACUACCAAUUAAGUACUUGAGUUUACCCUUGGGUGCUUCUUACAGAAAUAUUUCAGUCUGGAAUGAAGUGAUUCAAAGAAUGGAAGUAAAACUUUCAAAUUGGAGAAAAAAAAAUUAA